Messenger RNA from Dreissena polymorpha, 2516 nucleotides. RefSeq lists its product as uncharacterized. The transcript is spliced from 2 exons. Lineage: Eukaryota; Metazoa; Mollusca; Bivalvia; Myida; Dreissenidae. The record is from RefSeq and is a predicted model, not a curated record. Bases 82 to 2169 code for a protein of 695 amino acids.
GUUUUAUUGCUGUUUUAUUUCUUUAUCGAGCGCCAGGAUUAAGCACGCACAUUUUUUAGUGUAGCGAGGAUAUAAACGAAAAUGGGUGAUUACUUAAGACAAGAAGAUUUCACUGAAUUAUCUGAACGCUUGUCGUCUGCGUUGGAAGAUAUGGGUGUCACGUGGGAGACAGUUAUGAUCAGGCGAAAAUCUUAUCAUCUAAGAGAAAAGCACGGUGACAUAAUUGACAAAAUUUCGGGUCACACAGAAUCCUACUUUCAUUUUGGCAGUCAGUCCGAAGGGACGACAACUCCAGGACUACAGUCUGAUAUAGACCUUCUUUUUUGCGAACUUGGCGUGAAUGUGAUGAGAACAAUAGAGUCGCGAAAAUCAGGUAUGCUCAACGUGUUGAUGCUUAAGGAUGAUUCAUUGCCCCCUCAACACUAUAUACUCCAGGUCACUAGACCGAAUUCAUCUGCACCGGAAACACGUGUACUUGAUUACCGUAUGAUACGAUGUGCAAACACAGUGGUUCUAUCACCCGAGCGGGUAAUAAAAGAUUAUGAAAGACAAAUGUAUGCUACGUUUAAACACGUCAAAAUAUGUGGCCCAUCCGUAAACCUGUAUGGUCAUCUUGAUACCGUAAAAUCAUUUUGUGUUCGUGAAUUGAUGCCGGAAGUACAGCGGUGGGUAAACAGAAACAGGGUUGGACAAUGGCCAACAGCUAAGAUGUUAGAAGCUGCUCGGAUGUGUCCUUGUUUCUUGGUACCAUCUGGACAUCCGGGUAGCGACACCAGAUAUGUAGAAUGGCGACUUUCCCCAAAUUUAAUUGAAAGAUUGCUAGUGUACAGUUUGAACAUAACACAUUUAAAAUGUUACAUAGUUUUGAAAAUUAUCAAAAAGGCAAUUUUCAAUACAGAAGUUCCGGAUGGAAUAACCAGUUUCCAUUGCAAAACUGCAUUAUUAUACACGGUAGAAAGAACACCAACUAGCAUUUGGAAACCACAUAAUUUAGUUUAUCUCACCAUAUUAUGUCUGUCAACAAUGGAAAGAUGGCUCUCACAAAUGUUGUGUCCGCAUUACAUCUUACCAGACACCAAUUUAUUUGAUGGCAAGUUAAUGGUGGGCUCCUGUCGAAGGUUGUUAAAAUGCGUGAACUCCAUUAUUAGGAACCUUCCGCGUGCUUUGUGUAAAAUAGCGAUUGACCGUCUUGGAAUGCGACUACUAUAUCGAGGCCUGGGAAUAAUACGAAAUAAAGACGGGCUAACACGGCAACAACAGAAUAUGGCUAUUCAGAGAACACUUGAUCAUGACAGGUUGCAAUGCCUAUAUAUGUUUGAACUUAACAAAACUAACUUUUCAUUUGACAUCAACACGUAUAAAAUACUACAGCAAUUGCUUUUGCACGGUGAUAAAAUUGAAAAGCGUGUUGUACGGCUAUUUGCGCGCUUCAUGACGUCAUUGCUAGCAUCAACAGUAUCGUCCCAGUUUAUUCGAUGCAAUAAGGCCGUGACAAAAGUCAUUCUUGAUUGCUUCAAGCACUCACUGAACACGGAUGUUGCAUCCACAAGAUUGAAGUUAGCCUCCAUGUUGUACUGCAAUGGCGCCCUACACGCAGCAGCUCGAGUUCUUGAUGACGUGGAACAGCGAAUGAAACACAAUGUUAUUAACAUGUGUGGUUGCCUUCAAUCGUUACCGAGAGAUAGCACUCUUGAUACAUUUCUAGGUCUGCCGCCUAGUUUCCCUGACAGUCGAUUAAAUGUGCAAAACGUUGUGUUUUGUGUGCGAUUCACUAGACCAGAAGCGUUUUGUGUUCCGACUGUUUUAUUGUAUGAAAUGAAUAGAGCGUUCUCAAUGGAGGACCUCCGUGAGAGGGAUGUACCUGACACUUGGUGGAUGAAUGAUGGAUGCGUGGACGCUCUAGUAUUUCUGCGCUACAUGCAAUACCUCACGUAUAAAGGAUUGGGUGUCAACGAGAGAAAAGUUCAAGCGUUGAAUGCCAUCUUGGAUUACAUACAAAGACACGGACACGACUGCUACCAUCUUGAUACGAUGAUGAAUCUUGCGGGACAUUGUAUAGAGAUGGAGGGUAAGGUUGAACAUGCCAAAAAUAUUUAUAAUUUGUCAUUGGAACACAGGCGCCGAAAUAAUGCUGCCAACUGGCAUGUGGAAAGAUUGUCGGGACUUUAAAACAAUAAGAAGAGACAACGUCUAUAACUUAUAAAUACGUUGUUUGAAGGCGGGUUUUGUAAAAUAUGCCACUCGACUACGCUUAUUAUAAAGUAUAUUUCAUGAACGUAUUGUCUGAUACGGUUUUGAAACUAUUUAUUAUAUAUUUUUGUUUUGUUUUUGUAGAAAUGCAUCUAUGUACACAGUAUUGAUGAGAACACUAGUACAUUGAUAUGCUUGUAUAAGUAUUUUAUUUUAAUAUAUAUAUAUUGAAGUUAACCGAUUACUAGUAUAAACCUUUAUUAAAUCAUUUUUUUUUUCAAUGUGCUCAAAAUUCGAUGCAAUAAUUAAACACAUCAACGAAAGUA